CUUGGCCUUCCAAAGUGGAAUGUAGAAUGUGUCAGUAGAAUCUGGAUAUAUCAUUAUGCUUCUCUGCUUUGCUAGUCACAAUUCACCUGUUGACUACAAGUUAGAUACUCUGCUGGCACAUGUUAGUGCAGAAAUACAAAAAGCCAGGUGUUAUCCCUGCCACAUUGAAGCUACAUUAUCAGUACAGUGCAGUCAUUUCUUCAGGACAUGCCUUUAUGGUUCUCAAGUAAUCCUCCCCGUGAGGACAUGUCUGUUGAAGACAUCGAAGAGGAGAUUGAGGAGGAGAUUGAGGGGGAGAUCGAGGAGGAGAUCGAGGAGGAGAUUGAGGAGUAUGCAGAGGAAGAUAGGAUGAAGGAGGUUCAGGAUCAGCCCUCUGUCUCCAACAGUGAAGACUACUCCUACAGUUCCUUCUCAGAGACGGAGGAAUCUGCGAUAACUGAGAAAUUAGCUGGUCUUCACAAAGCCCUAGAAAAAGAGAAAAGAGCCAACGCUGCUCUUGAAGAAGCCUUGAAGAAGAAAUAAACAGCCAAAACUCAACACAAAGGAGCCCUGAAGCAGGAGCGAAAAGAAAAAGACGCUCUUGCCAAGGCUCUGAGGACGGAGCAAGCUGAGAAAAACCUCCUUCGUGUUGGAAUGCAGCACAUGAAGGUACAGGUGGCUGAUCUCAAGAAGUCACAGAAAGAGCAGAAAGCAAAGCUGAAAUCCACAAUCACUGGACUGGCCGCUGAGCUCGGAGAGGACAAGAAGGUGAUUGAGAAGCUCCAGAAGGAUCUGGAGGCGUCUUCCUGUCAGCAAGAAAAAGAAAUCGCAGAGUGUGAUAAACUGAUCAAGUCACUAAAGGUUCGCAUCAUUGAGCAGCAUGAUGAAAGUCUGGAAAAAGACAAUCAAAUUCAAUCCCUAUAUCUUAAUCUUCAGAAUCUUCAAAGUGACAUUGAAUCCAAGGACAACACAGUUUCCUCACUGCAGCAGAAAGUGAAACAGUGGGCUUCAGAUCUCGAAGAGGAACAAACUAAAAACUGUUUUCUGGAGAGAUUAUGAGGCCGCUGUCUCCCAGCAGCAGAAGGAAGCAGAAGAGCUGGACCAUCUGACUCAUGAGAACCAACAGCUUGCUUCUGAAAAAAAAAGGCUGAAAGAUGAACUUGAGGCUGCUGUAAAUGAGCGGCAGCUUCAUCAGAAAUAUCUUCAGGAAGCUCAAGAAGCUUGGAGAAAACUUGAGAAGGCAAUUAAAAAGGAGAAAGUUUGCUUAACAACAGCAUGUAACAAGAUACAGAUCCAAGAGAAGGAGCUUUCUGAGAAGAGUCUGGCUUUAGAAAAGAGCCUGAUUGCUGAAAGAUUCUUAAGGUUGUUUGUCAAAAAAGAGAAGAAGUGCUAUGAGCAGCUGCUUUUAGUACAGCAGGCUUCAGUCGAAUCUCUUGCAAUCCCCAGCAACCUGCUGAGAGAAGCAUCUGCGACCUCAGACCGUCUGGUGUACGACAUGCAGACUUUGAGGGUGGAGAAUGCAGACAUCAAGGCUAAAUUCAACGUCAUGGAGACAGAAUAUGACAAAAUAAGAUCUAAACACUGUUCUCUCUCUGAGCGCCAUGAAGAGAUGAUGAUAAAGAAUACUGAUAUUAUCUCUGAGAAUAAGUUCACCAUCACCAAGCUCCAAUUCAUGGUAGAUGGAUUCAAAGAACAGCUGUCAGACAGCAAGGCGAGACAGGCAGAACUUGAAGAGGCCUUAAAACAAGACCAGAAACAAAACUUGGAGUUGCAGCAAAGAGUUAAUCAGAUCACGUCUGCUCUUGAAAAAGAAAGCACCAGGUGUGAGAAGCACCGCGUGGAGCUCAAGGAGACUUUGACAAAGCAGAUUGAAACAAUGGAGGAGAAGCAGAAGUUGGCUGUGGCUCUCCAGAAAGCUCACAACAGCUACGUCAGUCUUCAGGAACAACAGCUGGCGGAGUCACAUUAUCAACACAGUCACG
Messenger RNA from Etheostoma cragini (Arkansas darter), 1961 nucleotides. RefSeq names its product proline-, glutamic acid- and leucine-rich protein 1-like. The coding region runs from base 208 to 522 and encodes 104 amino acids. The record is from RefSeq and is a predicted model, not a curated record. Lineage: Eukaryota; Metazoa; Chordata; Actinopteri; Perciformes; Percidae. The transcript is spliced from 2 exons.